Molecule: messenger RNA, 19782 nt
Organism: Spirometra erinaceieuropaei
Lineage: Eukaryota; Metazoa; Platyhelminthes; Cestoda; Diphyllobothriidea; Diphyllobothriidae
Source: the annotation of a GenBank genome assembly
AUGCUGAGAAGCUUGGCGCGCCGGAUCUUUUCAACAAGGGUUCCGGAGACCUUUAACGUCCGGAAGCAUGUAACGACCGUUUGGGAGUAUUAAACUUGCGCAAAAGUUUCUUGGCGUAGUUCCUGGUUCCCCUGGAGGCGAAAGCACCAAAAGUGAUGCCAUGACGUCUUCAAUAGAGUUUUAUUUGCAGAAUGUGCAAGCAUAUGGUUAUUUGCGCUUCGGUCUUCGUAUUUUUUAGAAAAUAUGCUCGAAGAAGAACGAGCCAAAUAUGAACGUGGGCGAAGAUACCUUGCCCGUAUGAUGGGUCAGGAUCCAGCCACUUUCGAUCAGUCACAGAUUGACGAGGCUGUGCGCUAUUUCUUUCCGUCGGGUCUGGGAAGCCUGAGAGCACGCCCUAAGCUCAAAGUAAGAUCCUUUCCCAUUUACUUCUUUUCCAGCCCCCCGAAGAAAUAUAUCCAGAAAAGAAAAGUAAAGUGGAUUACUGUUAAACUCGCACUUUCAGAGAUCCAAUUUGACAAGACUGGGAGACCAUUUCAUGACCUCUACUACACUGGAAAGCCAGCGUUCUACGAACUUAUGCAUGUUUGUCGCACUUUUCCUGCCUAAUCGUUAGAAAGCCACCUGCCUAUAUGAAGAUUUGAACUUCAAAUUGGAUCGCGGCUAUAUCGAACGUGAUUUUUCAGCCUUCAAAAAUCCGAAGCAAUUGUAAGUCCAACUAACGUUAUUGUUUUCUCUGGUUGUUGUCAUUCUCUUAAUUUUUUAAAAAUACAAAUGUUGCAUCCAGGACACAAUUUAUUGGCUAAUCGGUCUAACUUGACUUUUGUGAUGAAAUUAAAUUGCGAUUUGUUGGGGAAUAAAAUCGGAAAUUCUAUGGGGACUGGCAUCAAAGUUUAUUUAGUUGAGUAGUGACCGUGACAAAAAGCGGAUAACUGUCCAAUGUACCAGUCGAAAUUUCCCGAAUAUCUAACUAGUUAUUUCCCCAAAAAGAAACUUAGCUAAUUCAUCCCUUAUCACGAUUACGUGUUGGUCAGUAGGACCUCUAAGCAGUUUUGUUCUUCAGCUUUGGGGGUCAUUCUGUUUUAGCAUCUACCACAUUCGUCCGAUCUUGCUUUCUGUUAUUACUGACUGUCUCCAAGAGUUGAGAAGAGUGCUUGGCUAUACGUACGGAAACAUUGAGGCCCUUUUUAAACCAACCCCCAUUUACUAAAACGGUGACAUUUAGGCUAUAGCUAAGGCUGUUUAACAUAAAUGAUGUUUGCAACUAUACCUACGAGUAUUUUACCACCAAGUUUCGGCACAACUCAUAAUGGUUAUUGGUGCAUGUCGUUUUAGCCUUCCCGCCCUUAUUCUUUCCAACAAACGCAUACCUGGUCCACUUCUCAUUUUUGGGUGUGCGGAUCCUCAAGUUACAGAUCAUUCGUCUACCACAAUGCUUUUACACCACUUGGUUCUUUUGCAGCACGAGUUAUUGACCUGCAUCUUCCAUUUAAUGCGAUUUUGAGUCUGGAAGGUGUUCCCUACAGGUUGGGUUUCACCUGUUGUGUUAUUUUGCCGCAUCUGCUAGUACGCGGUACUUUCGACUGCAAUACUAGCAUUUACGUCUACCUGACGAUUGUUCAAAUAUUGGUUAUGCUAACUCUCUUUUGUAGCGGUCAGGUCCUCCGUGCAGUGUGCGAUGCGAGAUCGCUCUAGCCCGAUUGACUAGUGAAGUUGCCGGCUUAAAAUUUAAGUUGAUCAGUGGCGUUCAAAUCCGCUAGUAUCCCUGCUGCGAGUAUGGCCAAUCAUAGACUACUGCUGCCCAUCGGCAGAAUGUGAAUGUUACGCAGUUGUGUCACUAAAACUGAUGGAUUUAGGCCCAAAUAUGAAUAUCCACUUUCCGACCGAAUUUGAGGUUUGUACCGACGACAAUACAUACAAUACGGAUGAUUUACACGCCCUGAGACUCAAAGUUAGCCUCCAUUUAGUUCGUUAUCUUCGUCCCAACUGACCACGCCUUUCGGUUUCAAAUUCUCGCCUAGCAACCGGCGUGAAGUCCUUAUUGGCCAUCAAAACUGACCUGACUAACUCAAGUGUAACAAAUAGAACAUCAGUACUUUCGGCUAUUCGAAAAACUUCAGUAGAGUACCCUUUUAAUUGUAAAAAUCAUGUACUCUUGUCUAACAAUCGACUUUCGCUUAACUCAGAACUACCUUGACGUAGAAUCUGCACGCCCCCUUUAGCGAAAUGUUGUACUGAAAGUGCUCCACAUUUUCUGCACCUGCAAAAUAUCGAAAAGUUUUUUUAUAGUUUAAAGCCUUCUUAAGACAAUGCACAUAUUUUUCGCACCUUUCUGUUUUUAGGAUUCUGGCCUCAAGUGAGUGGCUAAGUCAAGAAAAGUUGAGCCAGAAGCUAUUGGAGCCUAUAAAAGACAACAUGGUAGCUUUUGAAUUUUCACCGUUAUGCAAUUUGCGUCUGCUUCACCUUCAGCGAAAAACUAUUUAAUGCCGUUUGCUUGUCGAAUCGUGCUGUUGAGGCAUGCAAAAAUUGUGCAAAUCUUUUUACCAGCCUAAGUAGGGUAGAUGUGGCAUCUCAUGAAGUGUUGGCCGCAAUUCUGAAAUGUGUUUUUAAUCCAAAAAAGAUUACCUAAGCUGAAUUGUAAUACCAAGUAUCGUGCAGCAUAAUCCUAGGAUAUUUUAGUCAAGCCAGGACGCCGGCUUUUAAAUUAGCUUUUUUUCGGCCGUCUGCAGAAACUACAGUCUGUAAAAAAUUACAUAGUAAGCACGGGACGUCCCCAUUGAUUUUACACGUCUUUAUAUAUUCAAAUAUAUUUUAGAGAAGACGUGCACAAAAAUAUUUUUUCUUGCGCACAUUUGGUAGGAAAUUAUGUCUUCUUAAAUUUCAUACUUAAAGAGAAUAUAUUUUGGCUUUAAAAAGUUUUUAACUAUGAAUUUUUUAGACCGCGAAGUGUCCAUUCAUACAGCACCGCAUCUGAACAUCUAUUAAUGCCACUUACAAAGUAUACCACUGGUGCAUAUAAAUAUCCAUAUGACGUCUUCCUAACAGCAUAGUAACAUGUGUGAUAUUCUUUUGACUCAAGUUAUACAGCUUAUAGUUUGGGAGCCCUGAGUGCAAAGAAUUAUUCGGGAAUUUAAAAAGUUUUAAAAACUAAUACAUACUCCCUCUUCAAGUAUAAAAAUUUAAACACGUAAUUUUCUACCAAAUGAGCACAAGAAAGAGUAUUUUUGUGUAUGUUUUCUCUAAAAUAUAUUCGAAUUUAGAAGAGCAUCUAAAAUAAAUGGGACCGGAAAGAAGCCCAUUGAAAUCUCACUGAAAUCUCUUAGGAUCGUGCUACACGAUAAUUAGUAUCACGGCUCUGCCUAAGUCAUCUUUUUCGAAUCAAAAACAUAUCUCAGAAUUUCGACUAACACUUCAUGAGGUAGCACGCCGACUGUAUGUGGACUUGCCUUUUCUUGUCCUGCACUACUUUUGUUGUACAUCCACGAGUCUCAAUGUUGUUUUUCAGUACGCAAAUUGGCUGAAUGUCAUGGAGACUCUUGUGAAACACCCACUCUCGUGGCACGCUGAGGAGUUCAUCAUGUCCUACCGGACCUCCGUCCAGGCUGACGCCGCGAAGGAAGUCUUCCCUGAGGUAAGCCUUCUACUUAUCUUUGCAGUCACUCUUAAUCUUGUAAACACCUUCCGUACCAUUAACUGUGAUGUCUUAAAUUAAUCAAUAGUUUUAUUCGCGAUGAUUUCAAUUUAAACAGUUAGUUCGUAAUGGCAAACUAAGACGAAUAGACUUAAAAAGUAACACUGUUGGCAGUUUCGGGGUAGGUUGUAUGUUCUUACCUUGUGUACGUUAACAAAGCACUUCACUUUGGCGUACUUUUCGUCAAGGUGAUGCUGUUUGGUAAUUAAAAUAACUCGAGUCAGUUACGUAUGACAGUGUAUGGGAAACCUACGACACCAGUAGGCUUCAGGACCACCAAAUGUCCAAUUACUCUUUUCGCACGUUCGUUACUGAAUGCGCAUACUGCUUAAAGGGUGAAUUCUGGAUUUCCUGACGAGUCGUUGCCAUCAGCAAGGCAUUUGUGGACCAUUCAAGCAAGAGUUAUCGCCCUCUUCCACAGAUUUACCAGUUGCGUCUAUACAGACGUCUCAGAAUGCGUGUAACUCUUGGACGAUCAGAUGAUCUUCAACAGGGCUCUGGACGGAUGUAUUCAGCAUGCCAGCUGUCCAACAAGAGCACGAGAGGAACUAAAGCAGUACAUUGGCGGAAUCUGUUGAGAGGACGGUAAGAUCUUAUUUCGUAACCGCACCUGUAAGGGGUUGGGGGUUAGUGUUAGGGAUUAGGGUUAGGGGUUGGUGUUAACCCCCCCCCAUUACCACCGGUCUCCUAUGACAGGCGGCUGGGGAUUGUCUCCUGGAGGUGCGACUACGAAAUAAGAUCCGACCGAGAAGACAUACAGCAAAAAAGACGACUACCCAAAGAGGUAUGAGAAGUGUUUCUAGAAAUAAACUGUAACCGGGUGCUUAUCAUGUACGACUGGCAGGCAAAUUUUCUGCAACGGAUGCGAGCGUCUUUCUUACACAACCUCUAUAUUGUGCUAUGUGUAAACCCGACAAGAAAAUCAUAAAAACCAAGAAUAUUUGGGCUACAGUGAAAGACAAACAGAUUUUUACUGUGACUACUGGGCCUCGGAAAACUGGAGCUCCGCCCAAGUGUGUUUUUUACCAUGGAACCAGGAGCGACAAUAGGCAUCCAAGGAAGCCGGGCAUAGUCAACCCAUUUGCACACCUGAACAUACCGAAUUUAACUUGAGGACCGGAGUACGGAAUGCCAGUUCAGAUAGAUCGCAGACACCAGACGAGAUCCCAGCACUACUACUGAGAGAUCCUAUCGAAGAGCUAGUCGCCAUCAUACUUCAGCUGUCACUUGAUUGCAGUGGGCCGUUAGACAGCUGGGAAUCGACAGCUUUCCGAUUCACAGAGUCGGUUCACGAUUUUAGGUAAAAGCCAUUAGUUUGACCCUCUUCAAAACCGGCUCUGUUUGAUAAGUUGCUCCACCACAUCAGAUGAGUGGACGAAGGCAUUUAGUGUUCGUUUAAGGAAGACAACGAAGAGUUGUGGCAAGUGAUGGACAUCGACGGUGACGGACUCCUAUGAAAAGUGGCCUUUUAAAGGGUCCUCUGAGGGGGCGCUCAUCUUUACGCUAUUUACAAUUUGUUUAGUGGAUAUCCCCAAGUCAAAUGUAGCGCUUUUUUUCAAAUAAUCUGAAUCUCCGGACUAUUAUCAAGGACAAAAUUGACACGCACACCCUACUAACGGAGUGGACAAUGGUGCAGCAGGUCCAGUCUUUGGCAUUUAGAUUCCGCAAGACAGAGACGAGGACAGACUUCGGGACUUCGGAAAAUUCUGGGGAACCCACUGAAAAGCCGAACCCAUGGCAGCUGUGCCAUGUAGCGGCAGAAUAUCGACGAAACACGUGUCUGGCCUUUUAGAGAGCUCCUGUGCUGUUAGUAUGGUGUCUUGCAGCCCGGUGUGUGCUGGCUCUUUUCCCGUACCCGGUUCUGUGGCCGGUUCUGUCAGAAGGAUCUUGCCAUCUUCAUGAAAGAUGUCUUACAUAGUGCAUCGCAGUCCUCGACAUGUGCACUUGGGUCAAUGAAGGGUUAUAGAACGUGCUUUUGUAAACCUGUAGUCAUAACUACAAACUGAAGUUUUUUGAAUGACCAAAACAGGUGUCUGACACUGAGCAUCUGAAGGAGCUGCUGAACUCGGUCGACCCGGAUAUCCAAUUCACGAUGGAAGCAGAAACAAACAGCCAACUGGUCUUCCUUGACGUGCUUGUGCGGCCGUGUACAACUGGACAACUGCAAAUUACGGUCUUCAGAAAAGCCACCGACACGAGGCAAAUCCUGCACUUAAAAAGCCAUCAUCCUCCGUUUCACAAACACAGCUGUGUCCGCACUCUAUUUCAAAGAAUUGAAACACUGCAGCACGCCAGAAGACUAAAGGGCCGAACAACUUUACCCUCAGAACCUCUGCAGCUAGUGGUUAUCCCAGACAUUUUAUCGAGAGAACCAGGCGCCGAGCGCACAGUCAACAGCGAAAUGAGCAGCAACCCGAAGUCUGGAGGUCCAUUCUCUAUGCCAAUGAGGUGUCCAAAGUGGUCUCUAGACUGUUACAACCCGCCAGAGCAGGCAUUGCCAGUCGACCCAAGGCAACAAUUCGGCUCCGUCUGAUGCAACCUAAAGACACAGUGCCACCCGCUAAAACCUCAGCUGUUGUCUGCAACAUAAGUUGCAAUGAGAACGACUGCAGUUAUGUUAAGGAAACCGGGCGGGAAUCGCAGACCCGUUUACAAGAGCACAAAUCGCGACUCGGGCUAGGCCCAAACUCCCAAAUAGCAAUGCAGGUUUGAGAAAGUGGGCAUACUUUCGAUCUCCGGGGGGUUACCAUCUUAGGCCAGGACAAUACAAAAGCAGAGCGGCUAAUAUCCGAGGUGUUCUACUCCGAUACCAACUCAAUCAAUGAGCAUCUGGAACUUCCUUCAGCCUACAAAGUCCUAAGUCGUCAUGGUCAUAGAGCUGAGGAACAACCAACCACAGUGGUCUUAAGAAAGCCAUACAGAGACAGUCCGGCGGCGAGUUUACUCGGCGAGGAAGAAGGAGAGCCGUCAGACCGACCACCGGACAGAUGUUCAAUCCUCCUCCCCCCCCAUACGAAGCGGCGAAUUACAAAGCACGUAAAUAAAAGGCCCGCCAACCAUCCUCUGAGAGGGCGAGGCAGCCGAAGGAGAGGAGAGUUGGUCAGCAUGAGGCCGACCAAAGUGACAUACUACUUCACUUCCUGCUCGAUUAAGUGCAUUUUACGCUUUGACGAUGAGGAGCCGACUGAGCUCUUCGAAACAUCGGCACCCAAAUAAACCCGUUCCGAUGAGCCUGUCUUCUUCCUCAAAACAAAUGUCCGUCUGAACUAUGUUUUCUCUCCGUUGCUGGCAAAAUAGAGCGACCUCAUCUAACUGCUGAAAGGCCCUGACUCGACGUCAGCAUCGCGGUUGAAUCUUUUGGAGUAGCAGGUUUUGUAGGAGUGGAACGUUUUUUCUGUCGCUGUAACUGACGUCCAGACAGUCUUAACAUCUACCUGAAUUAAGAGGAUAGCUUACUUACCAUGUCCUCUGUGUGCAGCCAUUAUUCUCCAAAUAGACAAUCAACCACAUGUUUUUAAUAUUUCUGUAUGCUUUGCAGACGAGACGUAGUAGUCUCCAAUUGGCAUUCGUUCCUCAUAGGAACUGUUGUUUGACACUGAUGUGCCGGCCUGAUCUAAACUAAUUCGGCCAUUGACCGCCUUUCUAGGCUAGGCUCAAAAAGUCCUCACUGCGAUUGUUUCCACGGAAGUUUUGCGUGCCUACCCAUAGGAAUCGUUAGCAAAUCUCCUCAUUUACCCACCUAAAACCGGAUUUAUUUUAGCGAGCUUAUUGCUAAAAUCCUGACCGUCCUUCAUUUUUUUACACUUAGCCCCAACUGGAUCCUGACUUGAACCAAAAGUUUGUUGACGCCUUCGGCCAGAAGAAACACGCAUUUGCGGAGGUUCGUCUCUUUCAUCCGGGGACAGGAAAGUUCAGCGUUAACGAAAAACGACUUCUGGAAUUCUUCCCCGAGUUGGGAAACCGCGAGCAACUGAUGUUCCCUCUCCAGCUGACUGGUUAGUUUUAUUUGAAGACCUACUGUCGUUGCUCCUGUCUCGUCUGGAGUUUUCACAGAACCUGCGGAUAACCCAUCAUCCACCAUCCUGAAAAACAAGGGCUCAGUCGCAGUACUUAAGGAUGCUAGUCGUGUGGGAGUAGUUGGAAGCGGCGAGAAAGCUGAACACUUGGAUCAGUUCUUUACCGCAGUAUUCACUAGGGGAACUGAGUGCUGUUGUAAACGCUGGUGCCCGGCUUAAGUAUAUACUCUUUCCGACAUCUGUCAUGGAAAGAGAGCUGCAAAAUCUCAGAGCGACAAAGUCAUCGGGGCCGGACAUUAUACUGGCCAAGUUUGUGAGAGAAUUGGCAAAUGAACUCUCCAAAUCACUAGCGGAUAUCUUCCAUUCGUCAUCCGAAUUAGGGAGUCUGCCAUCCGAAUGGAAGACAGCGGUUCGAGAAAAUGCCUACGCUUGUCGGCCCGUCAGUCUAGCCGGAAUUUACUGUAACCUAGUGUAUGAAUAUUUGGGCUGGUUUAUCAGGCACAACGGGAUAACCGCGUAAUAUUGAUUAACUACUGACAGGCAGCCAGUAGUAUUUUUAGGGUUACAUCAGAGCUCGGUCUGCGCCUACAGACCUUAGUGUAUGCUGAACCACUCCAAGUUCGCAGUUAAUUUCUGAGGAAAUCAAAAAGCAGCAAUUUUAAACUGGGGUAUCCACCAGAAAGCAGACGGGGAAUGCUGGGGAGCCUACUGAAAAGCCGAACCCCUUGCAGCUGUGCCAUGUAACGGCAGAAUAUCGAAAAAACGCGUGUCUGGUCUUUUAGCGAGUUCCUGUGCUGCUAGUAUGGUAUCUUGUAGCCUUUGCAGCCCGGUGUAUACUGGCUGUUCUCCCGUACCCGGUUUGCGCACCCACUGGGUAUACAGGUCGUGUGCAUGACUGCCUAGGCAUCCACGUCUUUUCUGUUGUUGUUGGUCAAAAUUCUGGUCAAGUGUUUGUUGUGGACCGGGGAGAGGGGGGGGGGGUGUGGAGCGCCGAAGUGCGGGUUCGACCGCGCCUUGCCACCUUGACCCUAUCCUGACACCGGGUCCAGGUGGGGAGGAGGGGGGAGUGCGGUGGGGGCUGCGCAAGUCUCCUUCCACUAUAAACUACUUUACGCGCAAGUCACCGUCCCUGCUCUCACCUUGCAGUGGAGCAAACGGUGGACAUCGUCGGAUGAGACGGUCAAACUAUCACUGUUUAAAUAGUCUCCCUGUCGCCCUCUUUUACAGUUCGGCCUACGUUCAGGUUUGCUUACUGCGUAUAUCUUAUUGCAGACAAAAAUCUCCCAAAACCUAAAAAACAGCCAUAAAAUUACCGUUAAAACCCCAAGUUGAGGUUCGAGUAAAGGGUAAGUUUUGUGAGAAAGCCACAUUUUGUAAUUGGCUAGCUUAGUGGAUAGACGUCAGGUUACUUUUCCCGUCUAACUCGAACAUCAUAUCUAACCACGAGAAACAUUUUGUGGCGAACAAGUCUUUUCGAAAAUUUGGUGAAAUAACUGAAAUAUUAGUGCCGUAUUUCCAGCGUCAAUGCUCCGUUAUUUGAAGUUGGCGAAAGAACCACUUCACGGUGGGUUUGAACACUGUGCUCGAUUUACCAUCCUUCGGAAGCUACCGUGUGACUCGAUUGCGAGAGAUCUUACUGGGUUUUAGCCUAUCCACCAGAUGUUCUGGGUCGUCUGUGCCGGUUUGUCUGAGCUCGAUUACCAGCUUCUGAGUCACGCAUUUAGACCUUUUGGUGAACUGUGGCGACUCCACCCUGCGCUAUCUUCUCUGCUGCAUUCCAGGUAUGCUGGGCACUGUUGAUAUUACUGCGAAGAUUGCGGACACCGAGACCGGCUCCAGUUCCAAGGCCAAUGCCCUCCGAUUGGCCAUCUCAAGGGCAUUGGCUUGCUUCCUGCCAGGAGACCUAGGAGCCAACCGACUCCGUGCUGCCGGUCUUCUUACUCAGGACGACCGUUUCAGUGAACGUAAGAAACCUGGACAGAAGAAGGCCCGUAAGAAGCCAAUCUGGUGAGAUCACAUUUCUUCGAACUUUCUGUUGAGGAAAGGCUUCAUUACCGGGGCGUGUGGUCUUCCAAGAUCAUACGCGUCGGGCUCCGAAUGAUUCGUAUAGCGUUUAACACUGCGUUCGGGCAAAACGUGGCGAAUUGACCAGGAGACAGAAUUACUAGAUGUUAUCUUCCUUCUACUAGACUCUCUAGGGCAUCAGCGUUUCCGAUCGAAAAUAAUGCAGCUCAUUCACUGUUUUGGUAUAUAGAAUGAUUGGGAUUUGAAAUUGUCCACGAGAUAUGGUUUGCUCACUCAACUUAUCCGCCGAUAGGAGACGUCUUACUCUGACUUGCACUCAAGCUCUUCCGUCGUUGUGUUGCCUCAGGUGUUUGUACAGGUGUUUAGCUUUGGUAGUGUUUAUCCUCGACUGGUAGGCUUUUUGAAUUGUUAGCCAGGUUUUCUCCACACAGCGGUGUCACUCUCCACCCUCGACUGUUCGGUCAGGCGCUCAGCUUCUGGCUAAGUCCGUGGACUGAGUUGCAUCGUGAGGGGUACUGACCGGACAAGGGAAACUAGAAUGAUCGUUUCUGGCUUAUAAGCCGUCGUCCACCAGCACUACCUGACCUCACGUUUCUGUUUUUGAUGCCUACCCCAGAUUUUGCCCAUCGAGCGUUUUAAGUGCGAGACUCUACCAUUGAGCUAUGGGCACGUUGUCCGGUUGUGUGGGGCCGAGAAUAUUAACUAUCAUAGGAAGGCGGUUCACCGAUUGGGUUACGGAACUUGCUCGUCUCGCUACACCCUUAAACUCCAUCUACAGCUUUCACGGGCAGUCGCGUAGCAACCAGUAGUACGUGCUGAAAAGGAGUGCCGUUAGUUGAUAUUCCCGAUCGCAACCGACAGAGCAACGAACCCAUGGCUCAAUGGAAGUGUUGGACGUAAAAAACGCUCGAUGACCUAAGAUCCCCAUGUCCGAGUCACAAUUUAAAAAAGCCAGGGGUUAGGUAUGGCUGGCCGCGACGGCAGUUGAAAAGCCGGAAAUGACCAUCCUGGUCAACCUUGUCUUUGUUGGUAUCGCUAGGGCUCUAGAUUGAACCCCUACGACGUUGUUCCGUAACCCCAUGGGUGAUUUCUAUCCUUUAGUUGAGGCGAUGAUUAGUUAUAUCGAAUCGGAACGCACGUACGAUGUUUUCUGUUUGGUGCAUUAGAAGCGUACUUUGUUUAUUAUUACUAUCAUCGUUAUUAUUAUAUGAUGCAUAUUGUCAUCGGUAUUAGGACACUAGCCAAGACCGCAAUUAAAAUUUACUAGUGAAAUCAAGAAGCUUAAGUCGCUUGCCUUCCAAAAGAUGGACCAAAUAAGACUCACGAAGCUUGGUUUCACUGAGGUGGCUGAAGAUGUGCCAUGGAAUUUCACCUCGUCCAGAAAGGACGGUGUGUCUUAGUAUGGGAGGCAGCUCUUGUUCGCAACUCCUCUUUGUGUGGCGUUGCUUGUAAGCGAUCUGAGUACAGCUUCCGCUGUAAUUGUACUAAAUCUGGUAGGGCCAUGAUCAUGCCUGAUCUCAGACGGUUUCGGUGGUGUUGCGGCAGCAGAUCUAGCGGGUGACGGAUCCUGUCUCUGCCCCCCCACCCACGAAGACAGACUAGCGAAGACCCAAGAACAUCCUUAGCGACAUUGCGGACUGCGUUCCUGUUGGUUUUAGUCCGAAGUCCUCCAUCCCUGAGUAGCUGCUGCCGACUUAGGCUAUCGUCACGGUAAUAAUAGGGCCGAUGCUGUGAGUCAUGUGUGUUGGGUGGGUCGAAAUUUUCUCUCGAUGUUAUUGCAGGUAUUACGAACUGUUACAUUUGAAGAGAGUCAGAUGGGAGCUGGUAGUUGUCGGUCGUCUCUCAAGCAGGCAACCCAUUCGCAAUCGUAUAGGAUAAACCUUAUCUGUCCUGGAGAAGAUCCGAAAACUGGCUGUUCAGUACGUCGGUAUUCAAGGCUUCUUCAUGAUGGGGCGCCUCAGUAUUGACUAGGAAAAGAAAUCUAACCUCGAGUCAGCAAUAUGCACGCCAGCACUGAUUUCAACUGCAAUUGUUCAGUUGAGUUCAGUUUGAGGGAAAGUGGGUGUGUACCUUUGAAGUAGCAGAUGAGGUAUAUAGAAAAAGUGGCAAGGGGGUAACAUGAACGAAAUACAAAGGAAAAUCAAAAACUGUACAGCUGAGCACAGUGUUUCAUGCGUUAACAGUAUUUGAAGGCGAAUGAACUCGGUUUGUUGAUUAAUAUAGUAGAUAUUUGAAGCACACCUAAGCUACAGGAAAAUUAUACGAUUUGUAGUCUGAAAGCAUCUUGUUGAAUGCGAGCAGGGGUCGUGAAGGAGAUCCGAUCGCUGGGACAAGUGCUUUAUUCGCCUGACGUUUCGGAUUCCUGCACGAACCCAUCAUCAGAGAAAAAAGCAGAUAGGGGUGGUUCAUACCCAAGGUCUGCAGACCGGAGGCAACCAUCGAGCGUCAGGUAAUGAAACCGAAAGACCAGCUGCCAUGACAAGAAACGUAUGGAGUCGUUUAUCGGAUCUGGUGCAGUUGCGGACAAAGCAACUACGUCUGGGAAAUUGGGAGGCAAUUCUGAACGCGAAUGGCCGAACACGCCGCAAUGCGGAGAAAUGACGCAAGCUCUGAAGUUGCGGCUCAUUCGACGAGAUCCGGCCACACAUUCAAAUUCGACGAUGCCGAAAUUCUCGCAAGAGGUGACAACCGCGUGAGCCGGGAGCUACUUGAAUCAUGGUUUACUGACCCCCAGUCUAUUAACAAGUGCGAUGAUCUUCCCCUUCCAUAUUCGGUGCUGAGACUUCGCCUAGGCGGAGUAUUUAGCCACGCGGGAAGCGCACAGGUGAACACUUUUCCCAACACCAGGGUCGGUGCGUCAGAUAGUCGAGCAAUCAUCACGCCAACAUCCAACGCACGUGAUGAAAUUGAAGCGAUUAACGACGCCAGUGUCGGCCAUAAAACAGUUCUCACACCAAGUGCAACGAUCCCUGAUGAAGUGCGAGAGCCGUGAAUAUUCAUAAGAAUGUGAUAGCAUGGCGACUGCAUCCUAUAAAUACUGCAGUCCCUUGUGCAUGGAUCACCCGUAUCUGUUUUUUGUCUCUGAUGAUGGGUUCGAGCGGGAAUCCGAAACGUCAGGCUCAUAAAGAUCUUGUCUUAGCGAUCGUGUGUCGUUCUUCACCACUGCUUCCUGGGUCUCGUCUCUUCGCUUCUAUUGGCGAGCAGGGGUGUUCACCGUGGUCCAAAAUUAGUAAAUUACACAAAGAGAUGUUACUUAAAUAUCGGUAGUAGCGUCGCGCCAUCAUUAAAUUGUUAGCGUUGAACCCUACAACGCUACACUUUGCACGAACUCCGCAUUGGAACAUUCGGACUGUGCCUUUAUGGUCAGCAACGAGGCCAUUUUUGACGUGUGCCGGUGUAAUCUAGAUAUCGAACGGCCAACAUUCACAGUUCCAUCACCGCCUCCCCACGCUCCGAUGACGUUCUCAACGUUGAUCUCAUGAGAUUUCGAACUAACCGUGUGCCAUACUCCUCCACCCACAGUGUCGGCUGAAAAGGUCUACCAUGAAUUACCUACUGUUUCCGGACUCACGAACGCCGUUUUCGAGCCCGUCGACUAGAUGUUCAAAUGUGAUUGUCGCCGCGGGAAAUACACGGUCUGUUGCAUGCGGGUGCUCGGUACGCUCGGAUCUUAGUAGUGACUAGAAUAUCUCGGCUAGUUUAUAGACAUCAUCGAAAGUUUGAAAAACCCUGCAACCACACCGAUUCAGGUGAGAUGUUCUUACUCCGUCCUCUUGGCAACCCUUUGACUUCGGAGUAUUUGAAACUAUGCCCUUCUUAAGGCUCUCAACCAUGAAUCGCCGGAGGUUGCUGUCUGCCAUUUAGAGAUGGAACUGAAGAAUACUUCAAUUUGCGCAAUGUUGAUGGGAAAAUCAACUGAUUUAGCGAUCGCGUUCAUCCACAAUACCAUAUUCUAAAGGUUGUCAACCCCUAACGCCAACCGGACAACGUAGUCGAGGUCGGUCGAAUGGCGUUUUGGGGACGGUCCUCCACAGAAUCUAUCCACUAGCAUAGUUGAAGGAGAUGGAUGACAAAGUGGCACAGACCACAUUGAACGCGCAAUAAAGAGUCUGGUUUGAUCACCAGUCGAUAUUAAGAACGGUUUUGCCUAGCGGCCGACUUUAUAUCUGCCUAUCGUUCUGUAUGCGCAGAGCUACUCAAAGGAGCAUACCUUGUAGUCCUGGACCAUUGUGCAGCAUACAAGUUUCCAUCUUCUUCUGAAUAUUUUUCUUCUUGAAACUUUAUUUGCCCAGUUAUUUAAGCAUAAAACAUUCACCACUUGCUUUACGGCGACGUCUCCUUCCGACCGGGAAGAGUAGUGAAACAUUUGCCAUGGUAGUUAAUUGCGCUUGUACUUUUGUCUGCUCACUUUAUUUUAUUUUUUCCCAUUUUAGGAAAGCCCGCUAGGCUAUCUCACGAUUUCUCCUACCCUCCCCACUUUUACAAAAUAUAUUGUGUUCAAAAACAUAUUUGAUUUUUCCCACUUAUUUUCGUAAUCUCGUCUGCUUGUCGGCACAUAAGACCUCGCCACGAACUCGGACGGCCAUUUUGUUGUUGUAGUUGUCCGUUCUUCUUUAGAUGCUUGAUGAACCUCGUGGGCGGAAUCUGCACCCUUUUGGCAGCAUAAAUACAGACCAUGAACGGCUGGAUCUUCGAUAUAAAGUUAAUUUAUUAUGGCCCGACCUGAUACUCCGAGUCGUAUGCACAGUUCGGUAAAGAUCAGGCAAAGUGCACAUGAGUUUAGUUACGGUCAGUUCACGAAUAGGCACCCAGUGUUGAGUGUCGUGUUUCACACACAAGGGUGCAGUAGUAUCGAGACGUGGUGUUCGUUAACGCGAUGAUUUCCCAAAUCAGAAGUCCAGGAGGAGGGCGUUAUUGGACAAGCUUUCCAGGGGACAGGGUAGCGUACACACCGCUCGGCGGACAGAGACAGCGAGGAUCCUCGUCUCAUCGGUCGAGCGAGGGCCCUCGAUGUUGGCAUCGGCGCGAGACGCGUGCGUGCGCUUGGGCUUUGUCCGUCUGCAGCCAAUCAACGGGGGGGGGGGGGCAGCGUUGACUUGCAUCGAACUCUCGCCGUGCCGGUUUCACGCGGCUUAAGUCAUCGAUUGACAAGGAGCGUUGGGCGGACAGAGGACGUUACGGUAAGCGGCCGCGCAGCUCACCACGGGAGCGGACUGACACGGUAGCACACUUCCAACUGAGGACGUUGGUGUCAAAAUCACACUUUUACAGUCGCAUACUUUUGCAUGUCUUCAUUUUCUCAGUUUGCUGUUUUUGCAUAGAUCAUUGAAAGCACUGUGCCAGUGUCCAGGUAGAAACUUAAGAGCUGGUAGACAUACGAUGUAAUUUCAUAUUGACUUAUUUGCUUAAGUACUUUAUACCGUUGUUGGGUAUCUUCGAACCACCCGCGUAAAACAUAUGAACAGGUACCACUUAACUGAAACAUAUUUUUAUUUGAUUUUCAAAGCCUUCUUACAUUAAAUCGUGGUCUCUGAGUGGUAUUCAUAAUUCGUUUUUCUUCGCGUAGUCGCGGGUAUUAACCCUCAGUCUGUCCAAACAGCCGGACCUACCGCUCGUCGCCAAUGCCUGUGCUGGAAAAAAACGGAACUGAUUUCUGCAGAAGUUUCCAAAGGCACCCUUGAAUUUCCGAUUAUGUGGCUGCGUUUGCGAUGACCAGACGUAGUGGUGCGUCAGCACAUGUUGGGGAAGCGCAUCGUCUGGACCCCGUUGGGUAAACUGGUAGUUGGCUCGUCCUAGGCUGACUUCGGUCAUGCUCUGUCUGAACUCACCACGACUCUUCUGUCCUAGUCUCCGUGACGGUUGUGACGUAAGACCCGUUAAGUGUUAAUGAGGUCGACGCGUCGUUUUCCCUAACUGAAGCCCGAGGAUCGUCCGAGCUUAGGGCUGCCCUCGGCAUGGAAUGGUGACUACGGAAGUCGGAGAUAUGACCAGGAUAUCCGGUAUCCUGUGAGGGGUGAGAUCCAGCCUCUGUAGGACGAUCACAUAUUUCUAGGGGCUAGUUUGCAGUUCUAUUUCGGUUUUCCUAACGAAUCUCAGUGCGAAAGAAUUUUGGAACAAUGUCAGGCUUCAGCCAGCAGAAGCAGUCGGUUGUAAGUUGAAAUUGUAGUCUGACGCCAGGCUCUUGAAGGUUUCUGCAGUCGAGAGAUCAUUUCAGAGAACCCCUUCUUGUGGGGACUAUGCUCUCGCACUUCGGCUGCUGUUCUUGUGGUUAGAAACCCAUGUUUGCUAUCCCCCUCAGAGUAGAUCAAUAGGCCGCCAGUAUUGGGGAUGCGGGCUAUGCUGGAGGGAGCAAUAAAACUAGCAAGAUCAACCCGGGAAAUGUACUCUUGUGGGCCAUGUUUGUUCAAGCACAUGAGUCAGGCAGGGAACUACUGAGAACGUCUUAGUGACCGCGUAUGCCAGAGGCGGCUGGUAUUGACGUAACCCUGCGCGCGCGCACCGAUGGAAGAAUUAAACGACUGAAAAACCUACGUAGCAUUCCGCCCGUCAAUGCUGUGUGAUUUAGCCACACUGACAGCACAGGCGUUAAAAGCUUAGAUACGUGUUUUGCUGGUAUUCUGUCGUUGCAUGGCACAGCUGCCUUCUAACCCAGCUCCCGACCGCGGGUAUCUUUUCGGGUAUAUAAACUAGGAUUGCAUCGAGAAAAUCUAGGGAAUAUUAAAGAAAUUAUUCGAGUGUGGUCGAGCAGAUCGAUGAAGCCAGUCCGCCAUAAUUGUCAGAGUGCGAUGCAAAGAACGCUUAUUAACUUGAAUGUGGAGUCUUUGACAAGGUAAAUGAGGCAUUUGUGCGGCCGCAUCUGGAAUAUGCGAUAGGGGCUUGACGGCCGUGGCUUCGGAAGGAUAUAGAUGUUCUUGAAGGUGUACAGCUGUUCAUGAACUCAAAAAUUUUACGUACGAGCAGCAACUGAUGGCUUUGAAUCUCUAUCUUCUCCACUACAGGCAGGAAAAAAGUGCCCUCAUAGCAACGUUCCAGUCGCUAAGAGGACUUGAGCUGGUUGUCGACUGGGAAACUCUUUUUGAAAUGACACCAAAGACUAUUCACAGACAACACGAUUACCAGCCUAAAAAGAAACUGGCCCACACAAAUCAGCGUUCCUCUUUUUUAUCGCAGUGGGUCAUUCGCCAAUGGAAUUCUUUGUCGACGUAUUUUGUUAAUUCCCCCAUCGUGAAUGCGUUGAAGACACAUCUGGAUAAUCACCUGCUAAUAGGCAACCCGAACUGCCGAAGCCCGAUCUAACGGAUUACUGAAAUGACUGUAAACAUACUACUAACGUGAAUUCAACAGAUCAUUUUGUAUGCGUUAACCUUGACCCAUAUUAAAAAUUUUCACAGUGCGGAUGCAGAGAGCGAUUUUUUCGCCGAUAUUUUGCAAAUGCCACACAUUAUUCGCAUUUACGUUCCACUAUUAGGUUUAUGCAAGGUUUGGGCGAUCGCUAGAGAACGACCUGAUAGGUCGAAUGAUAAUUUUGAGUUGUCUGAAUGCAACGUAGAGUAGCAUUCACAACUACCAAAACGUUAAGUUCAGAUUUUCGACGGAAAUUCUGAAUUUUAUUGAUUUAGCUUCAGUGUAAUCUGACUUGAAUACGAUCAACUUCGAACUACGCGAAAAUAUAGAAGUCGGAUUGUGGCUGGAAUGCGAUGCGCCAGGAUCACAUUGGGUGCAGGGAUAACGCUUAGAUAAGACCGGCAAACCAUAUGUUAUUCAGACGACCAUGGGUUGGACGAUGAUAGAACCUGUACCCUCAUCUUCCAGGAAGUACAAAGAGAUCUGCUGCUCGAAGAUUUUUGAGUUCUAAAAGGAUCUGGAGAGGUUCUACCAAUGGGAUCCAACCUUCGAGUGACCAACCACUGACAGAGGUCUGUUUGCCUGCGAUCGCAGUGCGUUGGAGACUGCGAACCUAUCCCUUUGCUUCUGGGACGGCCAUUAUAUGUUAGCCUUACCUUGAAAAACCUACCCGCCAAUCCUCCCGAAUAAUAAACUAUACGCCUUACGGCGUCCCCUCCUGCUCACUGAACGUUUCCUCAGAUCAGAAGGCCUGUUGCAAGAGCGUGCGCGACAAAUUCGAGCUUGGGUGUGCUGAGGAAGUUCAAGUCGAGGGCUACUUUUGCUGGCUUUCACGUCAUCCCGUUGUCUGCCCAGCCACGUCUGACAAGGUGCGCGUGGUGUUCGGCCAAAUUCAGUGGUUACGCCGACAAGGACGAGAGUGACCGGAACGGUCAUUUCUGGCUUACUAGCCGUCAUCAGUUAGUCAUACCUAAACCUAAGUGUGAACCGCCUGGAAAACGAUCUCGCCGCUCAUCCGUAGAGCGUUCGACUCAGUGGCCCAAGAUCCCGGGUUUGAAUCCCUGGAGGUUCACACUUGGGAUUGGGUAUGACUGUCUGAAUACGGCUAUUAAGCCAGAAAUGGCCAUUCCGGUCUCCUUUGUGUUCGACGGUACUGCGUCAUAUGCAUAUGUUACUAGUCACUAUGCGACUGUCUACUAGGGUUCUAGACUGAGCUCCAAGUCACAACGGGACGAGCAUGUCCAGUAACUGUAUCAGUGAGCGCCACUUCAUCAUACCCCCUAAACGAUCAAUUACUCUCCUGACCUGAUAAGACCAAUUCGCCAUUUGGGAUAAUUCUGAUCUAGACAGGAGAAGUUUGCUAUCAUCGCUAACAUCGAAACGAUGUUUCAUCAAAUGCAAGUGCCCAAGAAAGACCUUGAUAUUUUAAGCUUUCACAGGUGGAUAAAUGGUAAUUUGUCGCAAUCCCAGAAAUAAUAUCGAAUGACGGUACAUUUGUCUAUAGUGACAUUAACGCUUAAUCGAGCUAUCGUUGAUAAUGCAGAAAACUAGGAUGAAGAUGUUAUCGAUCGGGCGAUUGUCUGAUCAGUUUUGCGAGAUGAGGACGAGGCACCCAGGUUUUCGAAGCAGUUAAAAUCAGUGCUGAGUAAAGUAAGUUCCAAGCUGCAAAAAUAGAAAAUGAGCGAGGUCAGUUCUGUGGCGUCCGUACCCGGAUCUAAACAGAACAUUUCGCCUAUGCAGCUAGAUCGCCUGAGUCAUCCAAUGUAACAAGCAAAUUGAGUGAGUUGCGACCUUGAGAGCGGUGCAUUUCGAUUCCCCAUAUGUCCUAUGACCAAGUCAUUCAGUAGAAGGCGCGCACCUUCCCAUCAUUUGUCUUUAUUCAAUCCGAUGGGUUGCGUUGUCCCGGUGGAAACAGUUACAAAAGGGUCUUGCAGAAUUUAGGUAUACGCAAAGUGGAUUGGGAUGAAGAGCGAAAAGCGAGCACUGCGGAAGAAGUGGUCAAACACAGUACCUAGCCUCAAACACUUCGCCGUACCUCGCUGCAUCAGGCCAGAGGAAGUAACAACAAACCGUGAGUCCCAACUCCACGUCAUCAGCGUCACGAUCGCUUACAUAAUAGUGGAGUGGACAAAGGGAGAAUCUCCGCUAUCUCGAUUAGUAUCACAUAAAGCUAGAAUUGUUCCCUAUUUGAGCAAGCAGUAUGUCACACCUGGAGCUAAUAUCAGCAGUGACAGUGGCAAAGAUAACCAGUCGACCGGAUAACUCGGUUCUGUUGCGUAGUACUGAGGGCCAGGCCAUAAGGCCUUCUUCUUCUUCUUCUUCUUCUUCUUCUUCUUCUUCUUCUUCUUCUUCUUCAUCCUCUUCUUCUUCUUCUUCAUCCUCUUCUUCUUCUUCUUCUUCUUCUUCUUCUUCUUCUUCAUCCUCUUCUUCUUCUUCCUCUUCUUCCUCUUCUUCUUCUUCUUCUUCUUCUUCUUAAUCCUCUUCUUCCUAUUCUUCUUCUUCUUCUUCCUAUUCUUCUUCUUAUACUACUACUACUACUACUACUACUACUACUACUACUACUACUACUACUACUACUACUACUACUACUACUACUACUACUUCUUCUUCUUCUUCAUCAUCCUCUUCUUCUUUUCUUCUUCUUCUUCUUCUUCUUCUUCUUCUUCUUCUUCUUCGUCUUCUUCUUUUUCUUCUUCUUCUUCUUCGUAA